Messenger RNA from Diplodia corticola, 2067 nucleotides. RefSeq names its product component of oligomeric golgi complex 6. The transcript has 2 exons. Gene Ontology annotation, biological process: intra-Golgi vesicle-mediated transport. The record is from RefSeq and is a predicted model, not a curated record. NCBI's taxonomy places the organism in Eukaryota, Fungi, Ascomycota, Dothideomycetes, Botryosphaeriales, Botryosphaeriaceae. Gene Ontology annotation, cellular component: COG complex. Bases 1 to 2067 code for a protein of 688 amino acids.
AUGUCCCGGCCGUCCGUCUCAAGCCGGCCUUCGGGCGAGUUCAGCGAUGCUGCCCUGGGAGGCUCCUCCCAACGCGCCAGUGCCCUGUCAACCCGCAUUUCCAGCGUUCUGUCUGCCUCCUACGCCGAUCUUGAGAUCCGCGAUGCUCUCGAGACGUUGGAUGCCGGCGGCCUGAAGAACACCCAGGACAUGCGCCGCCAGCUGAGGCUUGACGUGCAGCGCGAAGUCAUCCGCUGCAAUGGCGACAUCGUCCAGGACUUCGGCCGCGUUGCUGAGCAACUGCGUCGCGUCGGCACCGCAAUCCAGGCCUUGAACCGGUGCUGUACUGACAUGCGCGCCCAAAUCUCGUCUGCAACCCGCGAGACGAAGCCCGUGCUGGACGACGCUUCUGCAUUGAUGGCCCAGAAGGCCGAUGGCGAGACAAGACUGCGCCUGCUGGACGCUCUGAAAUCACACUUCAUUCUCUCGGAUGAGCAGCUGUUUACGCUAACCUCGACCACCGAGCCCGUCAACGACGACUUCUUCCAACUCCUGACCAGGGUCAAGAAGAUACAUCACGACAGCCAGCUCCUUCUGGGCACCGAAGACCAGAGACUGGGCCUGGAAAUCCUCGAGCAGAGCUCCAAGCAGCUAAGCUCCGCCUUUCAGAAACUCUACCGCUGGGUCCAGCGCGAGUUCAAGACUUUGGAUCUCGAAAACCCGCAGAUCAGCGCUUCCAUUCGUCGCGCACUGCGCGUCCUUGCCGAGCGGCCCACCUUGUUCCAGAGCUGCCUGGACUUUUUUGCCGAGGCCCGAGAACACACACUGUCUGAUGCCUUUUACAGCGCCUUGACCGGAGCUGCCGAUGUUGGAUCCACUGCCAAGCCCAUCGAGUUCUACGCACAUGACCCACUACGCUAUGUCGGCGAUAUGCUGGCUUGGGUUCAUUCCACCACCGUGUCUGAGCGCGAGGCUCUAGAGGUGCUUUUCAUCUCGGAAGGGGAUGAGAUCUCCAAGAGCAUUCAGCAGGGACUUGAGAGCGAACCAUGGCUGCGCGUAGACGGCGAGGAUGGAGACGUGUUCGAUGGGAAAAAGGCCUUGCAUCAACUCGUCAGCCGUGAUCUCGCUGGUGUUGCGAGACUGCUGAGGCAACGGACGGAGCAGGUCAUCCAAAGCCAUGAGGACGCAGUCCUGGCCUUUAAGAUUGCGAAUCUGAUUGGCUUCUACCACAACACUUUCUCGAAGCUCGUCGGCACCGACUCGCCCAUCUUGGACGUCCUCGCUGCCUUGGAGCAAUCUGCUUUGAGGCAGUUCCGGGCGAAUAUGAGGGAUCACGUCGCCAGCGUCCAAAGUGACCUAGCAGUUGCGCCUGCGAACCUCGCGCCGCCUGAUUUCUUGGAUGAGGCCCUCGAAAUGCUGAAAGCACUGCUCAAAAGCUAUGACUCGUCCAUGACAGCGCUAGACAACCGCGAGAACGGAUUCCAGCCAGUUCUGUCCGAGGCUCUUGACCCAUUUCUCAACGGCUGCGAGAACCUCUACAAGAGGCUACAGGAGCCAGACAACGAUGUCUUCGCCGUCAAUUGCCUUCUUGCCGCUCGUUCUGUUUUGGCUUCCUUUUCGUUUGUGAAAGAGCGAGUCGAGGAGAUGGACGACACGAUGCAGGAACACAAAUCGAACCUGGUGGCCUCCCAGCACAGAUAUUUUUUGCACACGUCGGGACUUUAUCCGCUAAAGGCUAUCCUGUCCGAACUGUCGGACUCGGAGGACGACUUGAAGUCAAUCCCUCAGCUACCCCCUUUCAAGCCAGAGACUCUGGUCAACGUGGGCGGCCAGCUGGAUGAUUUCCUGCCCUCUGCCUUGAUGGAUGCGAUGGACAAUAUCAAACGGCUACGGGAUACAAGAAUGGUCCAAGCGAUUACGGAGGCGGCUGCAGAACAGUUCUGCGAAGAUUUUGAAUUCGUCGAGGAUCGGAUCCUGGCGGCAGAUGAGCUGCGGGUGGUCGAGAACGGCGCAGAAGAAGCGCCCGCUCCAAGCUUAAGGGAGCUCUUCCCUCGCACGAGUGGAGAAAUUAGAGUGCUGCUGAGCUAG